This is a messenger RNA of Lates calcarifer (barramundi perch), 3001 nucleotides long. Its product is annotated as interferon-induced protein 44. The record is from RefSeq and is a predicted model, not a curated record. Bases 743 to 1663 code for a protein of 306 amino acids. The transcript is spliced from 9 exons. NCBI's taxonomy places the organism in Eukaryota, Metazoa, Chordata, Actinopteri, Centropomidae.
UGGGAGGAGGGGAGUCGCUCUGUAUGCAUCCCUUACAUUAACAUACAAAAGAUCAAUUGUCCUGUUGUUUCUAGUCAGACAGUCUACAACCUGAUUAAAAACAGCCAAGGUAGAGUCCAAAGUUACAUGGUUAAAGUCCCCAGAGAUGAUCAUAAGUGCCUCAGGAUGCUGUGUCUGCAGCCAAGAUGGUGUCAAUCUCUGUCAACACAUUCUACAGCUGAGAUCAAGAUCAAAGUCUCAGAGGAACAAAACCUGAUCAGGGUUGCUGGUUGAAAUUAAGAUUUUGUGUAUAAUACUUUUAUAUUUUUACCUGAUAUUGACUGAAGCUAUACAAUGGAUUGGUUUGAAUUUGAGAGCAAACAUUAGUUUCUUUAAACUGUCCAUGUGUUUGUGUUGUCAUGUUGAACAUGUUUGAGUCAUUAAGGUUAGCUGGAUGCCAUAGAUGCUGUGCAUUAUGGGUGUGCAGGUGGGUAAAUUCUGUAUUCUAUGUGUGUGUGGAAGAGUUGGGGGAUUAUAGGCCUACUACACUGUGCAGAGCGCUGUACAUGUCUGAGUCAUACACAAGGAACUUGACUUGUUAUUCAACUUUAAAUCAGGCAGGUGCCCAAAAAUGUUGAAGGAGAACUGGUGUCCGUUUCUGAUAAGUCAUGUGGUUCAUUGACAGGGAGGGUGGAGACUUUAUUACAUAGGUAACAUGGUGAGCUGAUUUUCCAUUUUGUUCCAGUGCUACCACAACCAAAGGAUGGCAGAGAAAAAACAUAAAGGAUUCUUUGUCAGAGGAAAGUUUCGUGCAAGUAAACAUAAGAUUAAAGUACCUCUGACUCCACCUCCUCUGACCUUUGAAACUCCAUGGAGGAAAAUUUCCUGGGGAAAUAAAGAGGAGCAACUGACAGCAGUGAAAAAUUAUAAACCUAUAAACGAUGACAUUGAACAUCUGCAAAUUCUUCUGUACGGGCCUGUUGGAGCAGGAAAGUCAAGUUUCAUCAACUCAGUCAGCAACGUCUUACGGGGCAGAUUGACUCUUCCUGCCUCCGUCUGUUCAGUCAACUCUGAGAUCAGUUUCACCAAACAAUAUGAAACUCAUCAAAUCAGAAAAGGAAGAGACACCCCAAAGACAUUUUACCCGUUUGUCUUCAGUGAUAUGAUGGGGCUGGAGGAGGGGUCGGACUCUGGAGUCCAUCCUGAUGACAUCAAACUGGCCAUGAAGGGACAUGUGAAGGAAGGUCACACGUUCAAUCACCUCGAACCUCUGACAGACCGUGAUCCAGGCUACAACCCGGCACCCUCUCUACAAGACAAAGUUCAUGUUCUGGUUUGUGUGAUUUCUGCAAACUCAGCUGAAAUCACACCCUCAGUUCUUCAGAAGAUGAAGGAAGUCAAGGUCAGAGACCUGGGAAUUCCCCAAAUGGCAAUCAUGACCAACGUUGACCUGGCCUGUGGUGAAACUGAAAAGGAUCUGAAGAACGUCUAUAGGAGCCGACACCUGAGGCAGAAGAUGUCAGAGUUCAGCUCAGCUGUGGGAAUCCCCAUGAACUGCAUCUUUCCAGUGAAGAACUACAGUGAAGAGAUCGAUCUUGACGAUGACGUUGACACCUUGAUCCUGAGCACUCUGAAACACAUGCUCGACUUUGGAGACGACUUCAUCGACAAGAUGAAACCCUAGACACAUGGGAAACAUCUUAAUGCAUCAAGACUCUGUUUCAUUACAGAGGCACUGAAAUGCUAAAGUUAUGCAGGAUCACAAGUUCCUUCUAUAUAAGUUUGUGGUGAUUUAUUUCUGUCAUACAACCUGUAGAUGUAGCUGCACAUAUCACUGAUCUGGUUAGAUGUUACUGUGCUUCCUCAUUACUGAAAACAACAUGGUCUCUGUCCAUGUAGCCACAGCACAAGUUGGUUUAUACCAUCAGUCAAUCAUAGACUGUACGUAUAUACACAAAUCUCAAACUUGGAUUCAUCAGAAUAUGAUAUGCCUGAUAUCUGUGAUCAGCCUAUCAGAGAGUUCUUGUUGGGGGAGUCCUGCUUUCCAUCAUGCAGUGAUAAGAGCAUUACUCCAGAUCAGCCAUUAACAUGACAGAGGAAAUAUAUGAGAAACUCAAAGGUCAAAUGGCCAGUUCAUGGACACCAGGUCGUACUGACCGUGAGUCCAACAAGACCUCAUCUCUACAUUGGACAUUUGACCGUUUUUUCUAUCUUGAGAAUUAACAUGAGAGGAACUAUACUCUUAGAAACCUACGGACCAAGACCAGUGGUCUUAUCUUAUCUAUGGAGCCAGUAUCUUCUUAUUUCUCUGCAUGUUUGAAAUCAUACGAAAUAGCUGUCCAACCAUUCUGUAAACCGCAUCAUUUUAUUGAUCAAAUGUUUUCAGACAAAUCAAAAUCUGGAAAAUCUGCUAUAUCUCAUUCCUAAACUGAUAUAUUGAUGUGAUAAAUUUACUAUAUGUAAUUAUUAAAAUGUUAUUCCAAUACUUGAAGUUUGAAACCAGUUCCUCCUUAAAGAUCAACAAGAGCUGUUGUUAAACUAACAAAAUGUGUGCUACAAUAACUCAUAUUAGAGUGUAUUAUUACUUAACUUAUAUGUGGGUGAUCCAACAUGUUGUGUAACACUGUAACCAAAGAAGCAACUAUUGUGUGAUAUGUAAAGGUUCUGUACUGUCUGUAUGAGUUAAUGUUUUUAAAAUGAAGACGUGAAAAAGUUCUGAAAUAAGCAUGUCAGUUAAAGGCCAUAUUAGAUGGGUAGGCCCUGGUGUUGAGGGAUGGCUUGGGGAUCAUGGUAAACGAGGCCUCUGAUAGGCCUUUAAUCAAUUUAGAAGGAGUUUAGAUACAGUUAUGAAUUACUAAGCUCUUAAAAGCUUGUAAUCUUGACACAAUUAUAAAUCAUCUUCAGCAUGUUUUGUUUUUUAGAGACGGCAGGGAUACUUUAUUCUUCUUUCCAGCCCCGGGGGCUCCUGCAGGUUUACAGAUGUUACUGCCUGUGAUAUCACAAUAAACUCUUUUGCAAUUAA